AUGAUGUAUCUUAAAUCUAGCUAUACAUCAUACCAAGGUGAGACUAACCUUUUAGUUUUCUAUGUUGUUUUGGUAGAUCUUGAAUUGGAGCAUGAGGGAGCAGCUCCAGGAUCCACCUCACAGCCAGUUAGGCGAAACAUUUCUUUAAAACUGAAAGCAAAGAGCAAGUCAGCAAGCUCAUUGUCGUCUGGGAAAAGCAAGAAAAAGGAAGGAAAAAGCGGAGAAAAGUCUAGGACAGGAUCUGAAGGUAAAGAAGCCAAUUUUCUUUCAACGCUGUACAAUGUAUGUGUCCGAUUUUAAGCCUUGCUGUCAUGUUGUUUCCUUACAAACGUUACUCCCCCAGGUGCAUAAAAUUUAAUGGCAUGGCAUGCUGUGUGAAGUUUGUUGAGAGACACACACUCUUGAGCAUCUCUGUCAAUAUGAGCCUAAGGCUAUGGAUUUCCUUUGGCUACUAUGAGCAUGACCCCAGGCUACUUUCAUAAGAAACAAAUGAAAUAUAGAGGCAAUGCAGUGUUUGAAAAAUCUUGAAUUCCAGCUUGUCCUUGGGGCAAGCAGCUCUCAUAUUUUGCUUGCUUAGGGCCACCUCUUGCUUGUCUUAGUUAAUGAUUUUAUUAGAGGAUCAGUUGUCUUGACCCUCAUUGGGUAAGUGAGCCUUAAAAGUAACUUGUCCAGCAAGAAAAUCUACCUGACCAGGACUACUGGAUGGGACUUGUUUUGAGCCCUGCAACAGAAAUUUGUUGCUGUUCAUUUCUCUGCCUACAUAUUGUACAUUUAAACAUGUACGGUAUAUCCAGCAACUUGAAAUCUGAGCAACAGCCCUGCUUGAGGAAAUAAGCAACAUUGACAAGUUUUUCAUUUUUCUGUGAAUGCUUGUUUAUUCAAAAGAGACAAUCAGUAUUACAGUGGAACCUCGGUAUAAUGAAACUCUGUAUAACGAAGUCCGGUAUAACAAACGAUUUUCUUUACCCCAGUCAUGGUAAGAUAUGAAAAAGAACCUCAAUAUAACGAAACCUCGUCGAUAUGGUAAUCACAUUUUGCCAGUCGCUUUUCCCUUCGUUAAAUUGAGGUUCCACUGUACAGAUGUUUCUUGAACCUUCUGGAAAAACCUAUUUGGAAAAACAGGUUUUUCAUGAAUGGUCUUUUUGUUGUUACAUCUUACCUGUUUUCCCCCUUUUGUCACUAACUGAUCUGUCAGAGACUUCUCUUGUAUUUUGGCUCAUAAAUAAAUUUCAAGUUGUUUUUGAAAACUUAACUCUCUGGUAAACCAUGAUUUUUUGUAAUGCAAUCAAGAAAGAGUUGUUUGUUUGUUUACACAAAUCCUUGUCAAAAUUAUUUCAUUAUUUAAUAUUUUGCCUGGAUUGGUGUAAAAGUUUUUCAGGCAGAGGCCAUAGAGUAUAGUUAGGUUGUAAUGACAGGUUGUGCAGUUUUCAGGUGAUAAGAUUCAAGUAAAACUGAGUAAACUACAUCAUGCAACAUUUUGCUAGAUUGUUAAGUUCAAGUUCAAGUUCAUUUAUUCACACUUAUUCAAUUACAAUACAACAACAAUAAGAAAAAAAAAAAAGAAGUAAAAACAGAGCUAACUACACAUAAUUUGAAUUAAACACAACAAAGGAAAAAAACGUGUAGCCGCGAAAGGAGCCAAGCUUCCGAGUUGGCUACUACCACAGAGCGGUUACAGUUGUUCAGUGUCAUACACUUUGUUGUUGUAAAAGUCCUCUUAGUUGCAAGAAGCCCUGGAUAGUUAUUUUAUUCUUAUGUGUUUGUCAUGUCUAUUAGGUGAUAAGGAAAGUAAAAGGAAACAGAAAUCCCCUGGAACAGCUGCAGCAGCUCAAGUGGUUGUCAUGAGAGAACUCAAGUAG
Porites lobata is the source of this 1859-nucleotide messenger RNA. Lineage: Eukaryota; Metazoa; Cnidaria; Anthozoa; Scleractinia; Poritidae. The record is from the annotation of a GenBank genome assembly.